Lathyrus sativus (Indian pea) is the source of this 1275-nucleotide messenger RNA. The record is from the annotation of a GenBank genome assembly. Lineage: Eukaryota; Viridiplantae; Streptophyta; Magnoliopsida; Fabales; Fabaceae.
AUGAUAACCGAUAUGAAAAGUGGUGGUGCAGAUGCUGGUGCCUUGGGAGCCAAGACAGCGAGAGCUUGUGAUAGCUGUUUGAGAAGAAGAGCUCGUUGGUUUUGUGCUGCUGAUGAUGCUUUUCUUUGUCAUGGUUGUGACAAUUUGGUUCAUUCGGCGAAUCAGUUAGCGAGUAGACACGAAAGGGUUCGGCUUCAAACCGCGUCUGCUAAGGUGACUGACACGACAGCAACUGCAAAAGCAUGGCAUAGUGGAUUUACUAGAAAAGCAAGAACGCCGCGUCAUAACAAGAAUUCGUCGAUUCAACAGCAACAACAACGGCUUAAGGAGAAGGUUCUUUUCAAUACUAGUUUUCUUCCGCUUGUUCCUGAGCUCGGAGGGGAAGAGGAAGAGGAUCGAGAACGGGGAUUACUGGUUGAUAUUAAUGAGAUUGAGGAGGAGGAAGAGCAGUUGAUGUGUCGCGUCCCGGUUUAUGAUGUCGAUCCUUUUGAUUUAGAGAAUUGUAAUGUGAAAAAUGAUGCUGCUGACUUUGAGGACAUGUGUGAUUUGGAUAGUUUCUGUGAGUUUGAUGUUGAUCUUGCUGAAUUUGCAGCGAAUGUUGAAAGUUUACUAGGUGUUGGGAGUAGUGAGAUUCAUGAGAAUUCGUCGGGACAAGUGUUUGAUUAUAAACAAGAGAAUGAAAUGGAUCCAUCCAAAAAUGAGAUAUUAAAGGUUAAAGAUGAAGAACUUGAUGACUUGGAAUCGGUUUUUGAUAUGACAAGUGAUGAAGUUUUUCAUUGGAAUAUUGAUCAUGAUGAAUCAAUGGCACACCAGGAGAAAGAGUUUAUGCCUAUGAGUAAUAGUAGUGUUGGUGUUAGUGAGAGUGUUAUUACUAAAGAAGAAACUAAAAGAGAGAAGUUUUUGAGACUUAACUAUGAAGAUGUUAUUAGUGCUUGGACUAGACAAGGCUCUCCUUCUCCAUGGACUACUGCAAACCCUCCUAAGUUCAACUCCGACGAUGAUUCAUGGCAAAACUUCUUGGGUUCAAGCUGUGUAGAUGGAGAAAUAAGAAGCAUAAGAGGGAACUUAAUAGGAAGUAAUGUAGAUGGAGGAAGAGAAGCAAGAGUAUCAAGGUAUAGAGAGAAAAGAAGAACACGUUUGUUUGCAAAGAAGAUAAGAUAUGAAGUAAGGAAACUGAAUGCAGAAAAGAGACCAAGAAUGAAAGGUCGUUUUGUUAAAAGAACAACAACAUGUUUUGCAGGAGGAGCAACUUCAUUUGCAAGUAAUUAUCACUAA